Messenger RNA from Halichondria panicea, 621 nucleotides. RefSeq names its product large ribosomal subunit protein eL32-like. Gene Ontology annotation, molecular function: structural constituent of ribosome. Gene Ontology annotation, biological process: translation. The record is from RefSeq and is a predicted model, not a curated record. NCBI's taxonomy places the organism in Eukaryota, Metazoa, Porifera, Demospongiae, Suberitida, Halichondriidae. The transcript has 4 exons. Gene Ontology annotation, cellular component: ribosome; cytosolic large ribosomal subunit. Bases 121 to 522 code for a protein of 133 amino acids.
AAUUAAUUGAAAUGAAUCACCUUUCCACUGUCUCCCUUGCGUUGCUAAGAGUGUGCACGUGAUGAGCUCCACCCACGUGGUUGCUUUCUUUCUGAUCCUCGUGGUGGACUAAAUACAGCCAUGGCCAAGCCUAUCAAGACCGUCAAGCAUCUCAAGAAGCGAACCAAGAAGUUCAUUCGUCAUCAGUCAGAUCGUUACAAGAAGGUCAAGGAAAACUGGAGGAAGCCCAAGGGUAUCGACAAUCGUGUGAGGAGACGCUUCAGUGGAGUCUAUUUAAUGCCCAGCAUUGGUUAUGGCUCAAACAGAAAAAGCAGAAACCAGAUGCCCGAUGGAUUCUACAAGUUUGUCGUCAACAACGUACAGGAACUAGAGGUGCUGAUGAUGUCCAACCGUCGCUAUGCUGCUGAGAUUGCACACACAGUGUCUGCCAGGAAGCGUCGUCUGAUAGUGGAGAGGGCACAACAACUGGACAUCAAGGUCGUCAAUGCCAACGCUAAAUUGAGAAGUGAAGAAAACGAAUAACUGAAACUAAAGCGGCUUAUUCUGUUUAUUGAUAUGUUGUGUGUGUACUUCUUCACUGAUCAAUUUAUUGUGUUGCAAAAAAACUUUUUUUCAAUGUGA